UCACGGUGGCCGUCAGAGAGGCGCGCUCCUCCCGCCGUAGCGUCCGCCUCCCUCCCUGCUAUGUCAAGUGGCGGCUCGAGUUCUUCCUCCCGGAAGGAGUUCGAUGUCAAGCAGAUAUUGAGGAUCCGAUGGCGGUGGUUCGGUCACCCCGCCGCCCCUCCGCCUCACUCCCCGCCGCUAAGAGACUACUUCCCCGGCAGGAGAGCGGUCGGCAACACCUCGGAGGGACCUUCGUUUAGCGGCGGGGAAAGCUCGGACCCCGCCGGCGUCAGCAGUCACACCAGCGGGUUGGUGACGAGCGGCAGUGCCGGGUUUAACGGCAGAAAGUUUGUGGAUCUACCGGAGAGUCGGGGCGGCUCCUGCCCUCGCUCGGCCAGCCAGCCGGAGUGCAGAAGCUCCACGGCGGCGUGGGUGUCUCCACCGCCACGUCGCCACACUCGCCCGGUGUCGAACAUGGAGCCUUCCGGCGAGGCCCCCGCCCGCCAAGUGGCACCCGAGCCGCCUGCUCAUGUUGGCGGACACGCUGAGGCAGUAGCAGCGAGCACGGAGGGGAACCACAACCACAACCCGGACACUGACUCCAGCUCCUGCAGGACGUCCAACAGCAACGCCACACUGUCCUCGUGCGUGUCCUUGGAGCCGUGCGCCUGUCCCGAGGAGGGCAUGUUCGCCACUCUGUCCCACGCCGACCUCACCUUUCGCAAGAUGGAGGGCUACUUGAGAAGCCGGCAGCUCUGUGAUGUCACGCUAGUGGCCGGGGACAGACGGAUACCUGCACACAGGCUGGUACUCUCAUCUGUGUCGGACUACUUCGCGGCCAUGUUCACCAGCGACGUGCGGGAAGCCAAGCAGGACGAGGUGAAGAUAGAGGGCGUCGACCCCGAUGCAUUGUGGGUCCUGGUUCAAUAUGCAUACACAGGUCGUCUGGAGUUGAGGGAGGACACCAUUGAGUAUCUGCUGUCAGCCUCUUGUCUGCUGCAGUUGUCCUCUGUGGUCCAGGCCUGCAGUUCCUUCCUGGUGAAGCAGCUCCAUCCUUCCAACUGCUUGGGCAUCCGCUCCUACGCUGACGCUCAGGGCUGCCAUGACCUGCAGAAUCACAGCUACACCAUGGAGCAUUUUCUGGAGGUGGUUGCAGGACAAGAGUUCUUGCUUCUUCCCUCGGACGAAAUGGAGCAGCUGCUCAAGUCCGAUGACAUCAACGUUCCUGAUGAGGAGACCGUAGUGGCCUCUCUGCUAUCCUGGGUGCUUCACGACGCCGACGCUCGCCGGCGCCACCUGCCGCUGCUUCUCGCUCACGUCCGCCUACCACUGCUGCAACCACAGUUCUUAGCGGACCUGGAGACCAGCCCCCUCCUGCGGGACAGCGUGGACUGCCAGCGGCUGCUGAUGGAGGGAAUGAAGUACCACCUCUUGCCCCAGCGUCGGCCCCUGCUGCAGGGCCCGCGCACCCGGCCCCGGAAGGCCACCGUCGGGGCCAUGUUUGCCGUCGGCGGAAUGGACGCCACAAAAGGUGCCACCAGUAUCGAGCAGUACUCCCUGCGGCGGGACAAGUGGAAGCAGGUGGCGACCAUGAGCGGUCGGAGGCUUCAGUUCGGCGUCGCCGUCCUGGACGGCCGCAUCUAUGUGGUCGGGGGCCGAGAUGGACUGAAGACCCUCAACACGGUGGAGUGUUACAACCCUCAGAGCAAGACCUGGAGCGUCAUGCCACCCAUGUCCACACACAGACAUGGCCUCGGUGUAGCCGUCCUGGAGGGGCCCAUGUAUGCAGUAGGAGGCCACGACGGAUGGAGCUACCUCAGCACGGUGGAAAGGUGGGAUCCUCAAGCUCGCCAGUGGAGCUUUGUUGCCAGCAUGGCCACGCCCAGAAGCACCGUGGGAGUGGCAGUACUCAACGGCAAGUUGUACGCAGUUGGCGGUCGUGAUGGCUCCUCCUGCCUGCGCUCAGUGGAGUGUUUUGACCCUCACACCAACAGGUGGAUGGCUUGUGCACCCAUGGCGAAACGGCGCGGAGGUGUGGGUGUGGCCACCUGGCACGGCUUCCUGUAUGCCAUCGGCGGUCACGAUGCCCCUGCCUCGUCUCUGGCCUCGCGUUUAAGUGACUGCGUGGAGAGGUAUGACCCUCAGACGGAUGUGUGGACAGCAGUGGCCUCCAUGAGUGUCAGCCGAGACGCAGUGGGUGUUUGUCUCCUUGGCGACCGUCUCUACGCUGUGGGCGGUUACGAUGGACUGGUGUAUCUCAGCACAGUGGAGAGCUAUGACCCUCAGACUAAUGAGUGGACACAGGUGGCGCCUCUGUGUCUGGGUCGGGCCGGAGCGUGUGUGGUGGUGGUCACCUGCAACCACAGCACACCUGCAACCACGCCCCUCAACCAAGCCAGCAUUCAGCCGCCAUUGACUUCGGCAUGACACACACUUUUUGUUCCCUGCGGAGGGGGAGGUACGCGCAAAUAGCGGUGGUAAGGACUGUGGCUUGUAGCGCUGUCACGCUCAUGUCUUCAUGAUUAUUUGAUGCAGCAACAGCUUACCCACGCACAUGACAAAGACGCUUGACGUAUUCAGCACCACCCGAAGGAAUCCCUCAGCUCACCUCCGUAUUGUUGCCAAGUAUCGUGACUGAGGUGGUUGCGCUUUGCAGGUUCCACUCCGGUAUUCGUGGGAACACAAAGCAGGUGUUGGCCGGUGUGAGACACAGCAAGGCUCCCCCGUGUUGCCUUCAGGGUGCUCUCCACUCCACUCCACACCGACACAGCUGGAGGCAGCAGAGAUGAAAGACGAGGACCAAAACACAAGUCAUGGAGACGUGCCAAGUAUAAAUCAGGUCGUGAAAUGUUUGUUAACUUAAAUCUUUCGUUUUUUUCUGUCACAUAAUCCUAAUUAGGGUCUCCCAUUCGAUCGCAAAAUUCAAAUUUUAUUAGGGGGGGGGGCUAUCAUGCUGUGACUUUAUUGUGUGAAAUGGUAACAAAUUCCAACAUAUGGUUUUCUACACCAAAAUUCAUCUACCGUAAUUUCCGGACUAUAAGCCGCACCCGACUAUAAGCCGCACCAGCUAAAUUUAGGGGAAAAUACAGAUUGCUCCAUAUAUAAGCCGCACCCGACUAUAAGCCGCAGGGUUUUGAUGUGUAAUUACCGUAGUAUAUAGGAGUUCCUGCUACCACGGAGGGGAUUGUC
Messenger RNA from Entelurus aequoreus (snake pipefish), 3168 nucleotides. RefSeq names its product kelch-like family member 5 (gene klhl5). The record is from RefSeq and is a predicted model, not a curated record. Gene Ontology annotation, molecular function: protein binding. Lineage: Eukaryota; Metazoa; Chordata; Actinopteri; Syngnathiformes; Syngnathidae.